CUACAUUGAGGCGUCUGCAUGUUUGAGCUUGUCAAGAUGACUGUGAGAGUAAAUCCGAUCCAUCUCUAUUUCCUCCUGGCAACUGUUGUGUAUGCCCAGACAGUCGAGGAGAUCUAUGUCAAGGCAAAUGAGAUGGUGGUGCUGCUGUGCCCUGACUACAGAGGAUAUAAUCAUGGUGGUGCCAAUCUGACCUGGACCAGUUAUACCACCCAGGAGAUGGAUCUGACCAACAUGUCAUCAGCUGAGCAGAGGAAGAUGGAUAUGCUGGUUCUUGGGAGUAACCUUGUUAUUCUCAAAGCAUCUGUAAACCAUCAGGGGAAUUACUCAUGCUCUCUGGGGAGUGGCAGUAGCCAGAGCUGGUUCAUGCUGACAGUAUACAUAACGCUGUCCAGAGAGUAUGAAGAGAUGAUCCAGUACAGUGAGACAUGUUACACACAGGAAUCCUGCAAGUUGCAUUGUCCAGAUGCCAAUUCCCCUUCUAAAAAUACCCCAAAUAUUACCAGGAACAGCAUUACAUGGCACAAGGACGGCAAGUCAUUGCCAGAAGACAGGUUCCUUAAUGAAGGAACAGUUUACUACUUAUCGAGCACGGAAAAGAAAGACCGUGGUGUCUACACGUGUACCAGGUCCUACCUGUAUCUUGACCAAAUAUACAACAUGAGCUUUACAGUGGUGCUAGAUGUCCAACCAAGAAAAAAAGAAAAACGUGCAGUGAUCAAGUCACCUCACGAAAAUGAAAUAUUUGAAGUAGAUUUGGGCUCAACGAAUGUGAUUAACUGCACAGCUGAUCUUUAUUCAGACUUUGAUGUUGUGUUCUGGAUGGUUGGGGACUCAUUCGCGGAAACGAACAACAGCUUAUCAGUAUUCUACAACUCUACACGGGACAAUGAUAGUGAAGAGAUGACAGCUUCUCUAGUCUUCACAAAGGUGUCAGAGGAGGAUCUAUCAAAACGUUACACCUGCAAAUUGCAAUCUGCUUCCCAAAACCCAGCAUUAGUCAACAUUAGUUUGGUUCAAAAAGCUCGUCCUUCCUCCUUCUCACUGGCAUCCAGCAUUGUUGUGGUGAUUGCUGUGGCGAUUGUUGUGACAAGUGUUGUAGUAGUCAUUCAUGUGAAAUUCAAAAAUGACAUUAUUCUUUUCCUGCAAAACACUUUUGGUUGCUAUCGCAACAUCUCACCCUUGGGUUUCACUUCUCAUCAACUCUUUGCUCUGACAAGCACUUUGUCAGAGCUCUGUACUGAGUGUCACUUUGCGGUGCAGCCGGUUAUCAUGAAGAUGAAGGUACAUCUGGUCCUCCUGCGUUUCCUCCUUGCAUCAGUGACAGGUGUGUAUGCCAAGACAGUCGAGGACAUCUAUGUCAAGGCAAAUGAGAUGGUGGUGCUGCUGUGCCCUCACUACGGAGGAUAUAAUCAUGGUGGUGCCAAUCCGACCUGGACCAGUUAUACCACCCAGGAGAUGGAUCUGACCAACAUGUCAUCAACUGAGCAGAGGAAGAUGGAUAUGCUGGUUCUUGGGACCAACCUUGUUAUUCUCAAAGCAUCUGUAAACCAUCAGGGGAAUUACUCAUGCUCUCUGGGGAGUGUCAGUAGCCAGAGCUGGUUCAUGCUGACAGUAUACAUAACGCUGUCCAGAGAGUAUGAAGAGAUGAUCCAGUACAGUGAGACAUGUUACACACAGGAAUCCUGCAAGUUGCAUUGUCCAGAUGCCAAUUCCCCUUCUAAAAAUACCCCAAAUAUUACCAGGAACAGCAUUACAUGGCACAAGGACGGCAAGUCAUUGCCAGAAGACAGGUUCCUUAAUGAAGGAACAGUUUACUACUUAUCGAGCACGGAAAAGAAAGACCGUGGUGUCUACACGUGUACCAGGUCCUACCUGUAUCUUGACCAAAUAUACAACAUGAGCUUUACAGUGGUGCUAGAUGUCCAACCAAGAAAAACAGACAAACGUGCAGUGAUCAAGUCACCUCACGAAAAUGAAAUAUUUGAAGUAGAUUUGGGCUCAACGAAGGUGAUUAACUGCACAGCUGAUCUUUAUUCAGACUUUGAUGUUGUGUCCUGGAUGGUUGGGAACUCAUUCGCGGAAACGAACAACAACUUAUCAGUAUUCUACAACUCUACACGGGACAAUGAUAGUGAAGAGAUGACAGCUUCUCUAGUCUUCACAAAGGUGUCAGAGGAGGAUCUAUCAAAACGUUACACCUGCAAAUUGGAAUCUGCUUCCCAAAACCCAGCAUUAGUCAGCAUAAAUUUGGUUCAAAAAGAACACCGUUCCUAUGUUCCCUUAUCUGUCAGCAUUGUGGGCAUUUUGGUGGUGAUGGUUAUAACAGUAGUAAGCUAUGUUAAGUUUAAAAUUGACAUCACUCUUUUCCUGCGAGACACUCUUGGCUGCCAUAGCAGCACCUCAGAUGGAAAAAGCUAUGAUGCCUUUCUGAUGUGUUAUACGAGCGACACAGAUGCAGGACUAGAUGCACAUGACAGAAAAUGGCUGGAGAAUGUUUUGGAAGAGAAGUUUGGUUACAGCCUCUGUCUCUACGAUCGUGAUGUCUUACCAGGGAAAGCUGUAGCAGAGGCAGUGUUGGACUGCAUAAAGGAAAGCCGGAUGGUGGUUUUGGUCCCCACUUCUGCAGAUCUCGAUUCAGGGUCUGGCUUGUUGAGUGCCAUCCAUGAAGCUCUUGUGGAGCGGCAGACACACUUGGUUUUCAUCAAAACAGAGACAAAAAAAGUGUCAAGAUCAGGAUCAUUACCGGAGAUCUUACAACAUCUUGGAGAGGCCGGGCACUGUGUCACCUGGAAUGGCAUAAACUCCAAGCCACCAUCCUCCUCUUUCUGGAAGCAGCUACGUUAUUACCUCCCUGCCACACACCAUCCACCAAAACUGUGGCUUUUACCUCAGACAAUCCAUGAUGUUAAUAUGAUAUGUUAAUGUGAUAUGUGAAGUGUUUAGCUAUGUCAGAGUUAACAUAUCUUAUUUGUGUUUCAGUAUGUGACAUACUGCAAAUGAAAAAUAUGAAAAAUAGACUUAAGUGUCACAUUCAAAGAUGGUCACCAACAGCUUUUAUUCUGUAUGUAUUAAAGAAAAUUAAUAUUUAACUUAAUUAAUAUUUAACAUUUGUUUUCUCUGCUUUAGUAUGAAGGCUGACACUGCUGUAAAGAUAUUUAAUGUUAAGUGAAUCAAUAUAAUGCAAAAAUGUAAAAUUAUCUAUGUAUGUUACACUGUUGCCUGACACAGAAUUGUCCAACUGUACAUUAUUUUCUGCAUACAAGAGGUGUUGAUGUUCAUUCAAGUUGUUUUAUAUUUUCUUGCAUUAUAGUGUUAUACAUGUCCCG
Messenger RNA from Scomber scombrus (Atlantic mackerel), 3326 nucleotides. RefSeq names its product interleukin-1 receptor-like 1. Gene Ontology annotation, biological process: signal transduction. Gene Ontology annotation, molecular function: interleukin-1 receptor activity. The coding region runs from base 19 to 2922 and encodes 967 amino acids. The record is from RefSeq and is a predicted model, not a curated record. NCBI's taxonomy places the organism in Eukaryota, Metazoa, Chordata, Actinopteri, Scombriformes, Scombridae. The transcript has 18 exons.